AUGCCGAAACCUCGCCAGUCUGAUGCAGUCACUGUUCCAAGUCCUAUUUUAGGGAGUCCUAAUAGCAAAAAGCGCAAGAGGGGUGAACCAACUCUUGCAGAACACAAGACUGCCAACCAUUUGAGCCCCAAGAACGGAAAGCGUACGAAAACAACCGACAAACCUCCACACGGUGCUCAGCUCUCACCAGCUUCGCCCCGACAUCGACGCAAAGAGGCCAAUUGGCAACUAGAAACAGGAUUGACUACAGAGGUAAAGGCAGAGGAGCACGGCACGGUUACGACAGAAAAAACCAAGGUCCGCAUCAAGGAAGAUACAGAGCACCAAGCAGGCAAGAAGGCGACUCGGAGACGAGAUAAUCCAAAGCCUGCGAAACGAGAAUAUCUAGACCUGGAUGAAGACGACUCCGGGGACGAGGAAGAGCGCCAAAAAUCCAAGCGAAAGCGCAAGACUAGGGAAGAGAAAGAGGCUGAAGACAUGCCGCUCGCUGCCCGAGCAGUCGGCUUGAAGAUGUUUGUUGGUGCGCACACGAGCAUAGCCAAAGGGGUGGAAAAUGCAAUUACCAACAGCGUCCAUAUCGGCGGUAACGCAUUCGCUUGUUUUCUCAAAUCACAGAGGAAAUGGGACAAUCCACCCCUAAAAGAUGAGAACAGAGAUGCCUUUCACAAGGCUUUGAUAGAACACAAGUACGAUGGCACGGCACAUGUUGUCCCGCAUGGGUCAUACCUGGUCAACCUGGCCACAGAAGACAAAGCCAAAGCCAUACAAUCUUACGAUGCAUUUAUUGACGACCUCCGUCGGUGCGAAGCCUUGGGUAUUCGAUAUUACAACUUCCACCCAGGAGGAGCCGGACAAGGUCCAUUUGGUGAAGCAGUCACCCGACUGGCCAAUCGACUCAAUCACGCACUAUCCGAGACCAGCACGGUGGUCCCCUUACUCGAAAAUAUGGCCGGGCACGGCACAUUAAUUGGAGGGCGAUUUUCCGAUCUUCGAGACGUCAUCUCUCAGAUCAAGUCUGAAUAUCAAUCCCGAAUUGGCGUUUGUAUCGACACAUGUCAUGCUUUCGCGGCGGGCUAUGAUCUCCGAACAGCGGAAGCAUUCAAGAAGACGAUGGACGAGUUCGAUGAAGUUGUCGGCUUCAAGUACCUCAAAGCCCUGCAUCUCAAUGAUUCGAAGGCCCCGUUCAACAGUCACAGAGAUUUACACCAGAAUAUUGGCCUGGGGUUCCUUGGUCUCCGAGCAUUCCACCACGUCAUGAACGAACCACGUUUUCAGGGCUUACCAUUGAUUCUCGAGACGCCGUGUGAGAAGCCAGACCCGAAAGAUCCCAAAGGGAAGAAGACAAUUGAGGAUAAAUCUGUCUGGGCCACGGAGAUCAAACUUCUGGAAAGCCUCAUCGGGAUGGAUCCCGAAGGCGAUGACUUCAAAAAACUGGAGAAGGAAUUGAGUCACAAAGGGAAGAAGGAGAGGGACGAAAUGCAGGCGCAGUUCGAGAAGAAGCUGGAGAAGGAGAGGACGAAAAUGGCCAAGGAGCGCGAGAAGGGUCAGAAAAGUCUAAAGGACAUGUUCGGUGCGAAGCGGGAUGUGAAAUCUUCCCUGAAGAAGAAAAAUGGUAGUGAGUGUGAUGAUGUGAGUGGGCUGGGCGAGGAUGAAGAUCAUAUGUGA
Messenger RNA from Rhinocladiella mackenziei CBS 650.93, 1665 nucleotides. RefSeq lists its product as uncharacterized. Gene Ontology annotation, biological process: base-excision repair. The record is from RefSeq and is a predicted model, not a curated record. The coding region runs from base 1 to 1665 and encodes 554 amino acids. NCBI's taxonomy places the organism in Eukaryota, Fungi, Ascomycota, Eurotiomycetes, Chaetothyriales, Herpotrichiellaceae. Gene Ontology annotation, cellular component: nucleus; mitochondrion. The transcript has a single exon. Gene Ontology annotation, molecular function: zinc ion binding; DNA binding; DNA-(apurinic or apyrimidinic site) endonuclease activity.